AUGUCUUCUCAAUCGCCUACCCUCCGCAACAUCCAGACCUCGACCGUCUUCCUGAACACGACGCUCGCAGGUCUUAACCUUGGCCUCUCCGUAUUUGUGGUCCCCCGUCUUCUCGAGUCCCCAACCCCGCUGAUGCUACGACAAUGGACCAAUAUGUUCAAGCGAACCAGCCGUACUUUUCCCCUCCCUGUCCUCCUCUGCACCUUGAGUUACUGGUAUAUGGCCUACGCCCUCCGACAUCUCCCUACGAAGUCGAGGCUCUUUACUGCGGCCGGCGCUCUCUGCCUUACAAUUAUUCCGUGGACCAAGUUCCUUAUGCUUAGCAUCAACAAGAAGUUGUUCAAGAAGGCCGAAGAGACAAAGGACAUGGGUAUCAUGGCAAUUGGCCUAACCCAGGAGGAAGAGGAGGGUGCCAAGUACCUAGUCGAUCAAUGGGGCCUAUACAAUCUCGGAAGGAGUAUUGCCAUCGGUCUUGGGGGUGUCGUUGGAUUGUACACGAUCGUCUCUUGA
Messenger RNA from Colletotrichum truncatum, 510 nucleotides. RefSeq lists its product as uncharacterized. The record is from RefSeq and is a predicted model, not a curated record. NCBI's taxonomy places the organism in Eukaryota, Fungi, Ascomycota, Sordariomycetes, Glomerellales, Glomerellaceae.